Messenger RNA from Vespa crabro (European hornet), 1148 nucleotides. RefSeq names its product mannose-P-dolichol utilization defect 1 protein homolog. The record is from RefSeq and is a predicted model, not a curated record. The transcript has 5 exons. NCBI's taxonomy places the organism in Eukaryota, Metazoa, Arthropoda, Insecta, Hymenoptera, Vespidae. Gene Ontology annotation, biological process: oligosaccharide biosynthetic process. Bases 298 to 1041 code for a protein of 247 amino acids.
UUAAUUUUUCAACGGCGGAGAGGAAUGAUUCUACUUCUUCUACUGCGAGUCAAAAUCGUUUACUUUACGAGUCUACUUUGUAUUUAUCAUUACCGAACAUCUGGUAGUUUAUAUCGUUUGAGUAUCGACAAUCGUAUUAAUUUUUAACGUUUCAAUACAAAUUUUAAAUAAUAAUACAUUGAAUUAAAAAAAAUCUAAUUAAUUCUGUGUUAUUAUAUACAAUAGAUGUGAAUUAGUGUGAAUAAUAAGAUUGAAUUUUGUUAAACUUACAUUGUAAUAAUAUAUAUUUGUGAGAACAUGGCAACCUUUAUCAAAAAUAUAUCAUUAUACUUUUUUACAAAACAAUGUAUAAAAAUAUAUUUCGACGAUCUGAAUUUUCUACAUGUUGAAUGUUUCAAAGAAACACUGAGUAAGAUGUUAGGACUUGGCAUCAUCGCUGGAUCCUUAUUGGUGAAAGUGCCACAAAUUGUCAAAAUUUUUAAAAAUAAAGAUAGCAAAGGUAUUAAUAUCUUUAGCGUAUUAUUAGAUUUAUUUGCUAUCACUGCUAUGACAUCCUACAGUUAUGCGAGCGGUUUUCCGUUUAGCUCAUGGGGAGACGGAGUAUCGUUAGGUAUACAGACAUUAAUAAUUGCAUUAUUGGUUUUUCACUUUAACGGGGAUACUGCAAAAGCAACGGCCUUUCUAGCAGGUUAUAUAUCUAUACUUACCACUGUUAUAAGUGGUUUAGCACCAAUUAAUUUACUUUGGACCUGUCAAGCAAUGAAUAUACCUAUCGUUCUUAUUAGCAAGUUCAUACAAGCUUAUACAAAUUAUUCCAAUGGAAGUACCGGCCAGUUAUCUGCAAUAACAGGCUUUAUGCUUUUCUUUGGUUCAUUAGCAAGAAUAUUUACUUCUAUUCAAGAAACUGGGGAUACAACUAUGAUAGUUAUGUACUCGUGUUCAACUUUUGCAAAUGCCAUCAUAGCUGCACAAAUUCUUUAUUAUUGGAAUGUUGAAACUGUGGAUUCUAAGAAAAAAGAUAAAACUAAGAAAAAGGAAUAAAAAAAAGUUAUCAGUAAUAUAUGAUGUAAGAUCAAAUGGUGACAGAAGAAUAUUGUAUAUUAUAUAUAUAUAUUUAUACAAAUGGUUUUGGUACUUGAUUAAUGCAA